Molecule: messenger RNA, 3518 nt
Organism: Drosophila melanogaster (fruit fly)
Lineage: Eukaryota; Metazoa; Arthropoda; Insecta; Diptera; Drosophilidae
Gene: CrebB
Product: Cyclic-AMP response element binding protein B
Exons: 6
Coding region: 722-1705 (327 amino acids)
Biological process (GO): regulation of DNA-templated transcription
Cellular component (GO): nucleus
Molecular function (GO): DNA-binding transcription factor activity; DNA binding
Source: RefSeq, marked reviewed
GCCGUUGGUUAGUCAGUCAUCAUCAGUGCUUUUUAGAGCUACGUAGAGAACAGACGGCCUUCCCAAACACACACACCACACACACAAGCGCGCACACACACGCACAGAGGCGGCAAAAUAGAAAAGGGAAAAACAAAGGCGGCAACAAGAACAACAAAGGUGACGAUUCAAAAGCGGCGAAUUUUGAGCGCCAAAACCCGAAAGAUAUACCGCAAAGAGCACAUAGGUUUUUUUUUCAGUGCUUCAGUGUUUAUAAUUAUAGCUUUUCUGUACAAUUUUGAGAGUGUGUGUGUGUGAGCGUGUAAUCAAAUACAAAUCAGUAAAAUAACAAAAAUCUUGACGUAAUCGCUGAAAUGCAAAGCAAACGACACGAAAACGAGCAACAAUAACAAAAAGCCAUUUGAAUUCCUUCUGUGACGGUUUUCGGUUUUUAAUUUUUGCAGCUUACGGUCAACGAAAAGAGACGGAGCGCAAACACACUCGCGAGUGGUGUUGUAGUUAUUGUACUCACUCUUUUUUUUUGUCGUGUAGUGCCUAUGUUUGCCGUUAUGCAAAGAUUUCAUUGUUAUUAGUCAGCAAACGUCAACAGGCAGCAACAACAAAGCAACAACCAAAACGGAAACGUCUUCAAGCUGGCCAAAUUGAAGCGGAAACGGUAGCCAAACUGAAGCACUUGUCGGAGAGCGUCUCGGUGCUGCUGAAGAUCGCCAGGAUCGGCAACAUGGACAACAGCAUCGUCGAGGAGAACGGCAACUCGUCGGCGGCAUCGGGCUCCAAUGACGUGGUCGAUGUCGUUGCCCAACAGGCGGCGGCAGCGGUGGGCGGCGGCGGUGGAGGAGGAGGAGGCGGCGGCGGUGGUAACCCCCAGCAGCAGCAACAGAACCCACAAAGUACAACGGCCGGCGGUCCAACGGGUGCGACGAACAACGCCCAGGGAGGCGGAGUGUCCUCCGUGCUGACCACCACCGCCAACUGCAACAUACAAUACCCCAUCCAGACGCUGGCGCAGCACGGACUGCAGGUGCAGUCCGUGAUACAGGCCAAUCCCUCGGGAGUCAUACAGACAGCAGCUGGAACCCAGCAGCAGCAACAGGCGCUGGCCGCCGCCACAGCGAUGCAGAAGGUGGUCUACGUGGCCAAGCCGCCGAACUCGACGGUCAUCCACACGACGCCUGGCAAUGCAGUGCAAAUCCCUCCAACCUUUCCGUGUAAGAUCAAGCCCGAACCGAACACGCAGCACCCGGAGGACAGCGACGAGAGUCUGUCGGACGACGAUUCCCAGCACCACCGCAGCGAGCUGACGCGACGGCCGUCGUACAAUAAGAUCUUCACCGAGAUCAGCGGUCCGGACAUGAGCGGCGCAUCGCUUCCCAUGUCCGACGGCGUGCUCAAUUCCCAGCUGGCGGGGACCGGAGCGGGGGGCAAUGCGGCGAACAGCUCCCUGAUGCAAUUGGAUCCCACGUACUACCUGUCCAAUCGGAUGUCCUACAACACCAACAACAGCGGGAUAGCGGAGGAUCAGACCCGUAAGCGCGAGAUCCGGCUGCAGAAGAACAGGGAGGCGGCGCGUGAGUGCCGGCGCAAGAAGAAGGAGUACAUCAAGUGCCUGGAGAAUCGAGUGGCGGUGCUAGAGAACCAAAACAAAGCGCUCAUCGAGGAGCUGAAGUCGCUCAAGGAGCUCUACUGUCAGACCAAGAACGAUUGAAUGUGGGCGGGGCUCUGGCGCCGCCUGCGCCUCCGCCUCCAGUUACGGCUACGGUUACGGCUACGGCAACGGUUACGGUUACGGUUACGGCGAUCACUGCGCUUCGCUCCGCUCUGUUCUAUUCCGUUCUGUUCUGGACAACAAUGGUGGAUCGAUCCUUGCCGCUGGCCGGUCGCAUAUCAUGAUUUCUAUACGCAUGGGAUGCUGCAUGUGGUAGCGUGUACAUUAACUGUGGGGAUCGUGUUGUUGUUGUUGUUGGGAUGCAGACGGGCCGAACCGGACCAAACCUAAUCGAACCGAACCGGAUGGAAGGGACAGAGGGUCUAUCUGCCGGACACACAAUGUAAUUAUGUUUGUAAUUUAAAGAUGUAAUAUUAUGUUUACGAUUUAGUUUAUGCCCUAGUUUACUCGCUAACUUAACGAUACUGCAGUUUACCUACGAACAUGUGUUUCCGUAACCUAAGACCUUUCACCACACCCCCCCGCAUGCACACCUUACCUUACCUUACCUUACCUAUUGUAAUUAAAUUUUUUGUUUUACCUAAUUCGUAAUCGAUGCAGCAGAACGUGCGUGUCUAGCGAAAGUGUUUUUUCUUAGCGAAUUGUUGUUGUGUGCCCAUAUGUCAGGAUAUAGUCAACCAGCAGGUUGCCCAAUCCACCAGAGUCCUUUCUAGAUGGGUUUUCUGGGCCUACCAAAUUAAAAUUGUUCAAAAGUCGCUAGUUUCACUUGAUUUACAUAUGCGUGUGCGUGUAGUAUGUAUAUAUGCGUGUGUGCCGGCCAAUGUGUAUCUGUAGAAUUAGUCUUAAAUCGAAUGGAUGAAUUGAUUGUCUGGGAUUUGGGCAUGGAGUUAAAUAUUCAAACACUUUGUUACGUAAUUUUAAACGAACCCUCUCCGCUCCCAAAGAACCUGGUUAAGCAGACAAUUCUGCACGCUACCGUGAAUCCAGUUCGGAAUCGAAAGGGAACGAUCUUGGCCGGAACACACGCGUGGCUACAGAUUUAUAUAUCUAUAUCUAUAUAUCUAUUUAUAUAUAUAUAUAUAUAUAUAUAUAGAUGGCAAACACUCUCGUUAUCUCUUGUGAUCGACUCAGUUGUUGUUAUGAAAUGGUAGAAAAGAGACGAAGGGACGGACAAAUACGAUAAAUUAAUGAUGAAUUCGGGUACAGAGAUCGAACUUUUUUAUCUAGCAUAGCGCAACGGAAACAAUGUCGAAAUGAAGCACCGGAAACGGAAAUGAAACCAUAAGAAAACCCUGUAUUGUAUAUCGCUCUAUUUUUGAUGUCCGAAUCCAAAUUUCCGAGAAAAAAAAAUGGAAAGCAGAGUAAACAAAAAGAAAUCUAAAAAAAACCGAAACACAAGCAAAAACAAAAACGAAGGGCGAAGUUUGGAGGAGAUCAGCUUUUUUUGGCCAAGUCAGAGAAGGGGGAACGCUGAAAAAAGGGCAAAUGAAACCAACAAAAGUUGCAUUCAACAAAGUAAAUAAAAAUAUUUUUAUUGUCAUUGCAUAUUUCUUAAGCUAGUACUUUUAAUAACUAAAUCGUAAGCGCGGAAAAACAAAGUAAAUGAAAACACAAACGAUAGGCCACAGCCCAAUACAAAAAAGGAUUCAUAAUAAAUCGCGUGCCGAAACUAAAAGGAUGGCAAAUACAAACGCAGGCGAAAAAUCUGUAGAAAUUACAAUAUUGUUAUAAAUAUUUGUCUCAAUGAGAAAACAAACAAACGAAAACAACCAACCAACAAACAAACAAAAGCAAAACAAAACCAACAACAAAGAAAAAUAUACAUUAAAAAAUCAAUAAAAAAUAUUUGAAC